UUCUUCUUAUAACUUGUUCGGCUGAAUUGUACACGUUUUUGCUGCAAUUUCUUCGGCAUUUAUUCUAAAAAUUUGCACACAUCCCAAUAAAAACAUUGCUCAUACGUAGCAACAUAAUGGCACUUACGUCGCGCUUUUACUUUCAAAAAUAUCCAGAGACGGAAGAUGUCGUCAUGGUUAACGUACUCUCCAUAGCCGAAAUGGGCGCUUACGUACAUUUGCUGGAGUACAACAACAUAGAGGGCAUGAUAUUACUUUCGGAAUUGUCACGUCGCCGCAUAAGAUCCAUCAACAAAUUAAUUCGAGUGGGUAAAACAGAGCCUGUUGUGGUCAUACGUGUGGACAAGGAGAAAGGUUAUAUUGAUCUCUCCAAGCGUCGCGUCUCGCCGGAGGAUGUGGAAAAGUGUACGGAGCGCUUCGCCAAAGCGAAAGCAAUUAAUUCACUGCUUCGCCAUGUGGCAGACAUACUGGGUUACGAUACCAGCGAGAAGUUGGAGGAGCUAUAUCAGAAGACGGCGUGGUAUUUUGAAAAGAAAUACAACAGCAAAACUGUGGCCUAUGACAUCUUCAAGCAAUCUGUGACUGAUCCAUCGGUGUUUGAUGAAUGUCAGCUGGAUGACGAAACCAAGGAGGUGCUGCUGAGCAACAUUAAACGUAAACUGGUCUCGCCCACGGUUAAAAUACGUGCAGACAUUGAGUGUUCAUGCUAUGGCUAUGAGGGAAUCGAUGCUGUCAAAGCAGCGCUAAGCAAGGGUCUCAUGCUGAGCACGGAGGAGCUGCCCAUACGCAUUAAUUUAAUAGCGCCACCACUAUAUGUGAUGACCACAUCGACGACAAAGAAGACAGACGGUCUGAAAGCGCUGGAAGUGGCCAUUGAAAGCAUUCGCGAAAAGAUUCUGGAGUAUGAGGGCGAAUUUAAAGUAAUUAUGGCACCCAAACUGGUUACGGCCAUUGAUGAGGCCGAUCUGGCGCGUCGCUUGGAGCGCGCUGAGGCUGAGAAUGCGCAGGUCGCUGGCGAUGAUGAUGAGGAAGAUGGUGCUGAUCAGGAGGGCAUGCAAUUUGAUCCGGAGAAAGAGUUCAAUCAUAAAAACUCGAAUUCGCGUGCAAAUGAUGAUGAUGACGAUGACGAGGAUGAUGAAGAUGAGGAAUAAACAAUGUACGAGCCAAGAAUGCAGCAAAAACAACAACACAAAACAAUGUAGUUUCAGUUUAACUUUUUUAACACUUACACACACAUAUGUAUGUGUACUUGUGUGCGUGUACUCAUCAAAAUCAAUAGAUAUAUGACAUAAAUAUAUACAACUCUGGAUGUACACAGAACCCAUGUACAUGCCACUUGCAGUUUAUACAGUUUUAUAUUUAUAAUUAUACAAGGAAAAACGAAUCCUAAUAAAAAUUAUAAAGUAAUUGUUUAACUAAGCCGCAACAUUGUUUAAAAAUCAAUAAUUCGAUUGUAUGCUAAUUUUUAAGUAGUUGCAACAAUUUCCAAAUUAAAGACUACGCAUACGCA
Molecule: messenger RNA, 1510 nt
Organism: Drosophila busckii
Lineage: Eukaryota; Metazoa; Arthropoda; Insecta; Diptera; Drosophilidae
Gene: eIF2alpha
Product: eukaryotic translation initiation factor 2 subunit 1
Exons: 2
Coding region: 117-1151 (344 amino acids)
Cellular component (GO): eukaryotic translation initiation factor 2 complex; eukaryotic 48S preinitiation complex; eukaryotic translation initiation factor 2B complex
Molecular function (GO): translation initiation factor activity; RNA binding; ribosome binding
Source: RefSeq, a predicted model, not a curated record